Messenger RNA from Enhydra lutris kenyoni (northern sea otter), 3331 nucleotides. RefSeq names its product exocyst complex component 3 like 4. Gene Ontology annotation, biological process: exocytosis; exocyst localization. Gene Ontology annotation, cellular component: exocyst. The record is from RefSeq and is a predicted model, not a curated record. The transcript has 11 exons. NCBI's taxonomy places the organism in Eukaryota, Metazoa, Chordata, Mammalia, Carnivora, Mustelidae. Gene Ontology annotation, molecular function: SNARE binding. Bases 64 to 2316 code for a protein of 750 amino acids.
CACCUUGGAGGUGGGGGCACCCAUAUCCCCUGGGCCCCGAAAUCCAGCUUUCCUGCUACCAAGAUGUCGUUGCCACAGACCGUGAUCUCUGGGCCGGAGCUGCACAGCCCCGAGGAGCCUGCGAAGAAGCUGCAGACCCCACCAGUGCGGGGUACCUGGCGGGCAAGCGGUGAGGGAGCUCCCGGCACCCGCCAUGAGGACACUUGGCCGGGCCUGGGCACAUUCCGGCGGGCCUUCUCCCGGUCAAGCCAGCGGGCCUCAGGCCAGGCCCCCGAGGAGAACCUGGGCCUGUUCCAGCGCAGCUCGCGCUUCCUGUCCCGGUCCCUACGGCGAGCCCGGGAGGACGGCUCCACGGCUGACCAGUCCCAGGCCACGGCUGUGCCAGGGGUGACCCACGACCCACAGGUGCCCUCUAGGGUCAUGGAUGGUGGCCGCCGGCAGUCCUCCACUGGGGUGGGACGUGAGGAACUGGAACCUGAGGCAGCACAAGGCAAAUCCGUGGCCGACCUCAUCACCGAGCGCCAGCUGUUGGCGGCCUUCGAGCAGCUGCGGCAGCUGGAGGCGCGGCUUGUGGCCGAGAAAGCCUCGCACAGCUUCCAGGAGGACCCCACGGGCUUCGCGCGGCGCGCCAUGGACGUGUGUCUGCACUACGACGGGCUGGCGGCCGAGAUCGGCGCCAUCGUGCGCGAGACGCUGGGCCCGGGCGGCGUGGACGCGGCCGCGAUCGGCGAGCUGGCCCGCACGGUGUGCGCGGAGGAGGCGGCGCACCCGGAGCCCCCCGCCGACGGCGACUUCCUGCUCACCCCGCGCCGCUGGCGCCAGCACUGGGAGGACGCGGUGAGGCAGAGCGCGCAGGAGCGCGUGCGGCAGGCGGGCGCCGGGGCGGCUCCUGGGGCGGCCGAGGCCGAGGGAGCGUCGGGCCUGGCCCAGCUGCUGGCCGAGCUGGGCGGCGUGGUUCGCAGCGACCUGCAGGAGGUGCGGCGGGAGGUGCUGCCGGCUUACUCGGCCGCCGGCUUCCCGGCCGGGGAGGCCUACCUGCGCGCCUUCCACGGUGCGGUGGCCCAGCGCCUCCAGGAGCUCGCGCAGGACGCCCGGGGCUGCGAGCAGCUCUAUGUCCUGCUGGACUGGGCGGUCAAUGUCUAUGGCAGUCCUGACUUUCUGGGUGCCCCAGACCUGACCCUGUCCACGGAGCCACUACCCCCACUUCUGGCUCCUGCCUUGUGGGCCCGCCUGGAGAGUGACUACACCAGCUUCCUAGAGACCAAGGUCAUGAGCUGCUUUGAUAGCAUCCUGCAGCUAGAGCAGAGUCGGUGGGCAGACAUGGAGGCCCCCGAUGUGCUACAGGGUCUCUACCACACGCCGCUGUCCAUCGAUGUCCACAUGCUUGUGGCAGAGCACGUGAAGGCGGCCGGUGCCAUCUCUGCAGAACUGGAGGCCACCACCCAAAGCAUCUGUGCACGUGCACUUGGCCUCUUCCUGCCCAGGUUUGCAAAGGCUUUUCUAGAGUCGAAGGCGGUGAGCGAACCUCAUCUGGGCGCCAAUAUCAACGCCUGCGAGGAGCUCCGGACCAGUCUUCUGGCUAGGUUCCCAGGAACCUUUGAAGAGCUGGAGAAACCUCUAGUGGCUGCCACCCGUACCUUCCAGAAACGGCUGCUCCAGGGCCUGCAGGGUGAUGUGCAACCGCUUUUCAGGGACCUGUGCACCAAGGCGUGGCUGACACAAGACGUGCUGCAACCCCUCAUGGACAAGGUGGUGGCCUUCGCCGGCCAUCUGGAGCACAUGGCCCCACUGCGGGCGCAGGAGACCCUGCAGGAGCUGCACCGGUACGUGGUCCGAGAGUACCUGGCGCAGGUGUUGAGGCCGCGCGAGCGGUUCCGGGGUGAGGAGCGCAUGAGGAGCGCCCAGAAGAUGGGCGUCGACGCCCAGGCCAUCGGCGACACCUUCCAGGGUUUGGGCUCUGAGGCCACGUGGCUGGACCAGGCUAUCCCAUGUGUGGCUGACAUACUGGGUGAGACUUACAAAGACGACAUCCUGAGGCACCUGGAGACACUCAUCGGGAGCUACCCUGACAUCAGGUCUGUUACCCACCUGCUCCCUCAUGGGCCUCCAAGGACAGAAGGCCACCAGGCCCCAGGGCAGGGGGAUUGGUGCCUUCAGAGGGUCCCUGUGUCUCUAGGUGGGCAGGGGAGGAACCCCAGGGAGGCACAGCUUUUUCUGGUGGGCAGGGUGGCCGCCAGGCAGGCCAGGUGGGCGCUUCCUCGGGCCACUAGGUGCCAGUGCCUGGGGACCAUGGUCCCUGACCUUCAGGCAGGGUGAGGGGGAUGAGGGGGUUGACGGGGGAGGAGCGGGGGUUAGCCCUCCUUCAGAAGCUAUUCUGGGCCACUCUCCUUCAGUGCCCUUGGAUGGGGAGACCCCUACAGCCUGGGGGAGUGGGUUGUGGUCAUGGCCCCUCCUUGGGCAUCAGACCCCAGAGACAAGUACCCAUCCCUGAGUUUGAAGGGGAAGCAUGGCCCCUCUGCAAGAAAGCCCUGUUGGGAGCCUGGAGACUCCUGACACCCCGACAGGAGGAAGGAGACUUUGAUCCCUGGGGGUGUGUUGGGGAGAAUGGUGAGUCAUCGAUCCUGUGGAAAUUCCAACCCCAACCUCUCCAUAACCUUGGAGAGUCCAGGAUGGGGAGGCAACAGAGAGCCCAGGGCAAAGCCCUUUUCCCCAGCCUGGACUCUGUCUUUGGCUGGAAAUGACUACCCCCUCAGAGCGCAAGGGGGGUUCCCCCUGGUCCCUGGGGUUCCUCUACACUCGACCAGCUCCUCCCCUGCCCCCACCUUCUGGAGGGGGGAGGAGGGGGGACUCCGGAUGCUGCUGAGCCAGGGCUGCCCGCCCACUGCACGCUGCCUCUCUCCCUGCUGCCUGUGUGUGUGGCUCCCUGCACAGUGCUCCCAGGAAGAGGCCCGGGACACCUCCUGGCCAGGACCCCCUCUCCUGGAGGCCAUCCCACUCUCUCGAUCACUUCUCCACUGUUUCUUGACCUCCAGCUUGGACUGUUGUCCCUGUUGGGCACAAUCCCUCCUCUCCCCACCCAGCUCAGCACCCUUGGAGCCCUAGCCACCCUGUGCGGGGCACUGCCCCCUCCCUCAGCCUCGAUCAUUCUUGACCUUUCUCAGGCUGGGCCCCAGGAAUGCUGGGUGGCCCUGCACUUGAGCCCAGGGCUUCCCCUCCCUCAAAGUCGGGAUUGCCCCUAGAGAUGGGCUGGCAGGGACAGAGCCGUGUCUUUGCAGGCGGGACCACGUGCUGGCCAUCCUAGCACUGCGCAGACUGGGCCGCCGGCGGAACC